Molecule: messenger RNA, 6461 nt
Organism: Oncorhynchus tshawytscha (Chinook salmon)
Lineage: Eukaryota; Metazoa; Chordata; Actinopteri; Salmoniformes; Salmonidae
Product: annexin A11-like
Exons: 2
Coding region: 217-756 (179 amino acids)
Cellular component (GO): membrane
Source: RefSeq, a predicted model, not a curated record
UCACCCACGCAGGCUUCCUCUAAGCAUACUGAGCUGCCAGGGACGGACAGGGGAGGGGAAUAGAGAGCAUAAUUGCUUUCUUUACUCAGCUUGUAGACAGGCAGACAGUUUAGGCAGAGAGACACAGAAGAACACUUGGAGAGAUUGAGAGGAGGCACAAAAUAAAGAAAGAGAUAAGUAAGAUAAAAGGGAAACAAAUCACCAACAGCAAAAAAAAUGGAUCCCAACAAGAUGCCAAACGCCCCACCACCAGGCUGGAACCCAGAUGAGAAGUCUGGGAUGGGACAACCAGCUCCUCCACCCUACCAGGACCACCCCAACGCAGGAUACCCCGCACCAGCAGGCUACCCUCCCAAUCCCCAGGGCUACGCACCACCGCCACAGUAUGGAGGAGCUCCCGGGGCCCCUUACAGCCAGCCAUACCCCCAGGGACAGUACUCCCCGGGACACUACCCCCAGUCCACCGUCACAGUCCAGCCUACGGUGUUUGUGACCCGUGGAGCUCUGCCUUACCCUCUGCCAGACUACCUUGGCUACUCCAUUUUCACCAUGCUGUGCUGCUGCCUGCCACUUGGCAUCGCUGCACUUAUCUACUCCAUCUCGACUAGAGACGCCAACAACCAGGGUCAUCAGCAGAUUGCUGAGAAGAAUUCUCGUCUAGCGCGGAUACUGAACCACACCGCUCUGGGUAUCGGCAUCACCGUCAUCGUCCUGUACAUCGUCUCUGCCAUCAUCCUGGGCAACCGUAUCAACUGAUCUGACACCUCAACACCGGCUAGCACCACAGCCACCGCUUCUCUCAACCCCAGCACCCAAAAUCAUCAUAACCUUGACCACAUACAAUAGGUGACAGGCACUUUCCAAAGAGAUACAUCCCACUGGGGACAAACUGGUUGAAUCAACGUUGUUUCCACGUCAUUUCAAUGAAAUGGCGUUGAACCAACGUGGAAUAUAAGUUGAAUUGAUGCCUGUGCCCUGUGGGAUAUAUCAUAAUGCUGUUUAUUCAUCAAUGUUUAUGACAUACAUUUUGAAAACUACAUCUAAUGACUUACUUUUUUUAAUACCGGCAGACCGGAUAGUUUAAAUCAUUCAUUAUUUUGCCUGUUUAAUUGUAUAUGUAAUAUACAUAAAUAAACACCAAAUUAUGGACACAAAUUGUAUUUUGGAAUAUUUCUAAUACAUUUCUGAAGGAUAGUGUAUGUACAUUCAGUGUUUAUGGAUAAGUCAUAUCAGAGUUUAAAGACCGAUUUGACAAUGUUAUGAGAAUGCAGCAGAAAGAGACUAUUCUUAAAGUCUGAAAUGACAUGUAUUACUGGUUGUCAUUACACAGAGUGCCAGUGAGGUUACCACUCACAAGAGUAAACAUUUUACAACUCAAUGUCAAAUAUUUACUUAUUGUUACACAAAUAUAUCAAUUUGCUCAAUUCAGUGUUGUGGGCUAUCAGUAAUGACACAAGAAAGACUCAACUCAACUUAUUUUGGUCAACCGUGGUGACUAAUGCCUAGAUUCAAUUUGUAGAGCAGAAGAUCUGCUGAAAUGUAAAGGUCAUUUCCGUUUGAGUCGACAUAUGCAGCGUUUACCGUGAACGCAGUCUCUCUGCAGUCACAGGAACAUUGCCUUCCACGCUACGGAUUGAAUCUAGCCCUAGAAGUCCAAAUAAAUUGCAGGGCUGUUCCAGUUUGGCCUUACAGUUGAUUCAUUUGGUAAAAAUGUCCACACUAUCAAUGUCAUUUAGAGUCACAUAUUGCCAGAUUAUGUAUAACACUGUAUAUGUUAGGUAUAUAUUUUAUUUGACUAUGUAUUCAGUGUUGCUAAACUCUUCUAUUUACCAAGGGGUUGUACUUUAUCCUUCUCUAAGUGUGUAGUUGAUGGAAAUAGUGUUUACCUUGUAUCAUGUCUGUAUGUUUGUGAAAACACAAAGGAAGAGACCAUUAUAAGAAUGCAGAUAUUUAAACCAAAUUUGUUUUAAAAUACGGUUCAGUGUAAAUAAAAAUCACACACUGACUUCAGAAACUUUUAGAUCAAACGGCCUUUUGACUGGUGGCAGGGUACAACUAAUAAUCCUAGAGCAGGUUUUCAUCAAGGAUAUCUCUGUACUUUGCUCCAUUCAUCUUUCCCUCGAUCCUGGCUAGUCUCUCAGUCCCUGCCGCUGAAAAACAUGCCCACAGCAUGAUGCUUAAGGUCUUAAGGUGCCUUUUGGCAAACUCCAAGCGGGCUAGUUUAAAUCAUUCAUUAUUUUGCCUGUUUAAUUGUAUAUGUAAUAUACAUAAAUAAACACCAAAUUAUGGACACAAAUUGUAUUUUGGAAUAUUUCUAAUACAUUUCUGAAGGAUAGUGUAUGUACAUUCAGUGUGUAUGGAUAAGUCAUAUCAGAGUUUAAAGACACAUUUGACAAUGUUAUGAGAAUGCAGCAGAAAGAGACUAUUCUUAAAGUCUGAAAUGACAUGUAUUACUGGUUGUCAUUACACAGAGUGCCAGUGAGGUUACCACUCACAAGAGUAAACAUUUUACAACUCAAUGUCAAAUAUUUACUUCUUGUUACACGUGUAUCAAUUUCCUCAAUUCAGUGUUCUUUGCUGUCGGCAAUGACACAAGCAAUAUCUAAUUCAACUUAUUUCUGACAACUGUGGAGACUAAGGCCUACAUCCAAUCUGUAGCAUGGAAGGUCCGUUGUAUAGCACAAUUGAAAUUUAAAGGUCAUUUCCAAUUGAGUCAACAUAUGCAACAUUUACCGUGAAUGCAGUCUCCUCGAACACAGGAACAUUUCUUUUUUCCUUUUGGUACGGAUUGAAUCUAGCUCUUAGUAAGAGAUAGAUAUCUGCUAGCCAACUAGCUCUGUUUAGCUUAGCAUUUUAGCUGUCCAUAACUGUCCAUUUUUUAAAUUUCACCUUAACAUUUCAACAAAACAAAUGUUAGCUGACAUACUUGUAGUCUAUUAAUUGAACUUAAGUAGCUAAGAGGUUGCUAAAUGCUCAUCAAGCUAGCCUGCUCUGAUUAGCUUAGCAUGUUGCUGCUAGCUUGUUACAAUUUACUCUUUGCUUCAAGUCUAAGAGAUGUUGUCACAUUUGUCUGACUACUGUAUCACAAUAUUUUUUUCAAAACGUUACAACUUUUAACUCCAAGUUUUAUUUACAAGAUGCUCAGUUCAAACCUCCGCUAUGAUUUCAAGUUGUGCAUCUGUUAAACUCUGCCCAUUGACCUUUUAGAAACCAAUCGGAUUUGUUCUUCCCUAAACCAAUCAGAUUCUUUCUGCCCUUAGAACAAAGUUGACUACACGUUGACAACCUUCUCUUCAAUCACAGAGAAGAGCAGAAAUCUGUUGAUAGUGUAAAUCAAUAGUAGUCCUGUGUGGCUAAAUUGGUAGAGCAUGGCGCUUGCAAUGCCAGGGUUCUGGGUUUCAUUCCCACCGGGGACCUGUACGAAGUCACUCUGGAUAAGAUUGUCUGCUAAAUGACCCCAAAAAAUAUAGAAAUGCUCCCUGGGUCACUCAAUGGAUGGCCCAUUCACCAGUAUUUCUGUACUGUCACUGAGAAGACCCUUUAUGUCGCAGAGUUUAGAAAGACAGACUCCCACAACGAUCUGAUUAUGUUUGUCUUGGAAUUUUGUCACAUAUCACCCAUCUCACAUCCUGCUCCUCCCUCUCCAUGAGGUCACACACCAGUUAUAUAUCCUCCACAAAAAAACUAUUCAUGAAAUGUUCACUUUGUAGUCCGAUUGCACUCAACACAUUGCUUAGAACAUAUUGCAGAUACAGUAUUUUAUAUUUUAUAAAACACUAGAAUAACCAGUUAAUUGUUCAGAAUAUUUUAUUUAGGUUUUAGUUGGUAUUGAAUGUAAUGUGGUUUUCAAGGAGCCUGACCCGACAGAUUAUAUUAUGAUGAGUCAUAUCGACAAUAUGCUGCAGUGCUGAUAUAGGCCCAUGGGGAAAUUAGUAUUACGUGGGUAAGUGAGUGGAAUCAAGCUUCCAGUAGGUUUCUGGGGCCUCAUUUAUAAACCGUGCAUAUAUACAAAAUAUACCCCAAAAUGUGCAUGUGCAAGUUUUAUUUUAAAAAAGUACUUGACGUGAGAAUGUACUCACCUCCCUGCAAACUUCAGACCAUGCAUACUUACAUCUGCUAGUGGUUGAAAUAUUGUAUUGCAAGCUUGCAAGUGAGUACUUUGUGCGAAUGGGGGAUAUGAUGAAAAUAAAACAAAUUUAAGAGGAAAACAUAUUAACAAGAACACAACUAUUUGCCAUCAGUGAGAAGAGCAAAAAUAUGUUUUAUUUUCAGAAUCUAAAAUAGUUAGACAUUAUCUUAUAAUUAGACAAAGGAAUAUUUUUCCUAUUUAUUUUAUUUUCAUAACCAUUGCAGAAUAUACAGUGUUCCAGAAUACACAGUAUUCCAGAAAAUACAAUAAUUCUAACCUUUUCUGGCUGUGAUGGUUUCAUAUUCCAUACAACAAAUUACAAAGCACAUCUCUCAUGUAAUUGUGCAUAGUAGCCUAGUAAAUGGAUAGGCUAUAUGUAUUUCAAGUUUUGCAAUAUCAUGGAAAGCAGAGCAUACAGACAGACAGAUGGGAUGGAGGAAAUCUUGUGAACCUCAAGGAAAUGGAAGAAAACCAUUUGGUGGAGUGCCCAGAUAAUUAUUCAAGACACGCAAAUACACAAACCCCCAGAAAUACAACAACUGUCCAGUGCUAAGAGAGCCAACAAGCCCUUCUCCUCCAACUAGCCGUGUGGAAACAAUUAUGAUCCAGCUGCCAGUAAUCAGGAGGAGGGUUUACAAUAGCAGGCAGGCCUUCUCACGCCACACUACCCUAAAUUAACACAGAACCUCUCUGCCUAAAGCCUUCUGUCAACCCUCGCCCUGCUGUGGAAGCCAACUCAAUAAUUUCACCAGAGAACAGAAACAGAUUGAGGCUAUGUUAACAACGUCAUGUGACUAGGGGGAGGUUGAUUCAAUUGAGACUUAAAUUAAAUUGAGUCAGUCACUGUUGAGUGGGAGAGAUCUUAUAGGGGGGUGUGAGGUCAUGUUGUUAUUCUUUAAACAUAGACUAAGGUGUCAGAAACACUACAUUUAUUUCACUAUGAGAAUUUUAGCUUCUGCUGCUUACCCAAUAAUGCUUUGAGUGGGAAUUUUGGUGCCUGUUGUUUGUGUUUUACAGCCACUUCACGUUUGGCACAAGACUCUUCCUGACUUGGUGAAAGAAAGUAAUCCAAGACACACAUAUACUGUUCAACUUUUUCUUACAGCUUUACUGUUGCUUAGUGUGUGACUCAUACUGACUCUUGUAGUCAGCUGCUCAGAGAUGUCUAUAGUGUAAGGAGAGUCACGGACACUGAGACUUCAGUUAGUUGACUCAAUGUUUAGCAUCGCCUGUCAACUCUUGUUCUUCCCCCAAGAGAAAUAAUAACAGGUGUCAAAAUAUGUAUUACAAUAUAGCAUCAUUCUUAAGACUGUAGCUAGGGGAGAGAGCUCCAGGUUUGUGCUCCAUCCACAGUUGUUUCAACUUAGUGCUGCUUGGGGUGUGGCCACAGGAAAUCAGUAUUUUAGUUGUUUUUCAUCACUAGUAGGUAUUAAUAUUAUAUAUUAUAAAUGCUCUGCAGUGAGAGAGAAAAAUGUCCCUAUUUGUUUUUUAUUUUCUGACUUUGUUAGCAUGUUGGCUGAGUAUUGUGUUUGUGAAUUAAUACUGCAUCUCCUGAAAUAACUCCAAUCGAAUAAGAGCAUGGUGGCACUGAAUCAUCAUUGAACUCUCUCCGUUGAAGUCUCUUCCUCUUUUUCCUGAAUGACGAUUACAACAAUUACAACUCUCUCUCACUAUCUCCCUCUAUCCCUCUGUCCUUCUAUCCUUCUGUGCUCCCUCCCUCCUCCCUCCCUCCCUCCCUCCCUCCCUCCCUCCCUCCCUCCCUCCCUCUCUGCUCUCAGACUAGAGACGCCAACAACCAGGGUCAUCAGCAGAUUGCUGAGAAGAAUUCUCGUCUAGCGCGGAUACUGAACCACACCGCUCUGGGUAUCGGCAUCACCGUCAUCGUCCUGUACAUCGUCUCUGCCAUCAUCCUGGGCAACCGUAUCGACUGAUCUGACACCUCAACACCGGCUAGCACCACAGCCACCGCUUCUCUCAACCCCAGCACCCAAAAUCAUCAUAACCUUGACCACAUACAAUAGGUGACAGGCACUUUCCAAAGAGAUACAUCCCACUGGGGACACACUGGUUGAAUCAACGUUGUUUCCACGUCAUUUCAAUGAAAUGGCGUUGAACCAACGUGGAAUAUACGUUGAAUUGAUGCCUGUGCCCUGUGGGAUAUAUCAUAAUGCUGUUUAUUCAUCAAUGUUUAUGACAUACAUUUUGAAAAACUACAUCUAAUGACUUACUUUUUUUUAAUACCGGCAGACCGGAUAGUUUAAAUCAUUCAUUAUUUUGCCUGUUUAAUUGUAUAUGUAAUAUACAUAAAUAAACACCAAAUUAUGGACACAAA